CGAAUCUCCCGCUCGCCGCCUGGCGUCGAAGAGUGUGACAGCGCUGAGCGAAAAAGCGCCCAGUUUGGGACAUUCACUGUUGCCUGUCACAGUGUUGUCAUUCGUGGAAAAAUUUCUGAAAAAGCAGCAGCAUUUGGAAGGCGAAAAGCGUGGAAAAGUGCAGUAAAUUGACGAUAUUGCGACUUAUUGUGUCACCAAGUGUUGCCCUAGUGUGCACUGCGUGUCGCCAAGUUGUGAUCUAUCGUGCAAAUUACGUGCAACCCGUGAUAUUUGGUGUGUGGUUUCCUCGUCACUUGUCAGCCCAGAGGAGAAAAAAGGCCCGACCGAGCUAUUUUCUCGUUUGUUCUGCAGCUCAAUCGCCAUCCAGGGUGGCAAGCAGCGGUUUCCCAGUGAAUUGAUGUGUCCAUGAAGGUGAUUGCAGUGCUCAAGUGACUUCGGGAAGAGCCAAUCGCCGUGAGCGAGUGUGUGUUUGGGUGGCAGACAAUUGAUUUUGCUCUACUGCGACUCCGUUGCCUCUGCUGAGCAUUACCCGUCCGGGUGAGAUUCUCGUUGGGGAACGCGCACUUGUCAGGCCAGAGAAUGCCUCUGUGGAAGUCACAGAAGUCGCCGGCGGAGCUCGUGAAGGCGCUCAAGGAGUCCGUCAACUCGCUGGAACGGGGCGACAAGAAGGCCGAGAAGGCCCAGGAGGAUGUCAGUAAGAACCUAGUACUUAUCAAGAACAUGCUGUACGGAACGUCAGACGCUGAACCGCAGACAGAUUACAUCGUGGCGCAGCUGUCGCAGGAGCUGUACAACAGUAAUUUGCUGCUGCUCCUGAUACAGAACCUCAAUCGGAUUGACUUUGAGGGCAAGAAGGAUGUGGCGCAGGUGUUCAACAAUGUGUUGCGACGACAGAUCGGCACGCGAUCGCCGACAGUUGAAUACAUUUGUACAAAGCCAGAGAUUCUCUUCACACUGAUGGCGGGUUAUGAGCACCAGGAGAUCGCCCUGAAUUGCGGCACGAUGCUGCGGGAGUGCGCCCGGUACGAGGCGCUGGCCAAAAUCAUGCUCCACUCGGAUGAGUUCUUCAACUUUUUCCGCUACGUCGAGGUCUCCACGUUCGAUAUCGCCUCAGACGCCUUCUCGACAUUCAAGGAACUCCUCACGAGGCACAAGAUUCUCUGUGCUGAAUUCUUGGAGGCGAACUACGACAAAGUCUUCUCACACUACCAGAGACUGCUGAAUUCGGAAAACUAUGUCACACGUCGGCAGAGUCUCAAGCUGCUCGGAGAGUUGCUGCUCGACAGACACAACUUUACGGUUAUGACAAAGUACAUUUCGAAUCCGGACAACUUGAAGCUCAUGAUGAAUAUGCUGAAAGAGAAAUCGAGAAAUAUUCAGUUCGAAGCCUUCCAUGUAUUCAAGGUGUUUGUGGCGAAUCCCAACAAACCGAAGCCAAUACUGGACAUUUUGCUGCGAAAUCAGGAGAAACUGGUCGAUUUUCUCACGAAAUUCCACACAGAUCGAUCCGAGGAUGAACAGUUUAACGACGAGAAGGCUUAUCUGAUUAAGCAAAUAAAGGAACUCAAGCCAGCCCCUGAACAAUAGUGAAAUAUUUAUAAUACAUUUAAUAUCAAUUAUUGAGAAAAAAAAGAGAAGUGAGAGAAUAAAAAUAAACUAUUAUUCAGUAAAUAUGCAAACCUAAUAAAAAAAAAAAUACUAUUAUCACUUGUAAUUAUUACUAUACAAUAAUGAGCUGAUGGAACACACUCUCGAGGGUGAAGUAAUGUGUAAUUUUUAGAGGACGAAGAAGAGGAAAAAUGUAAUUAACAAUAAAGGAAUUUUAGACUAUAGUGAAGUGAGAAAGCAUAAUUGAUAUACAGAAGGAGAAAAAAAAACAGAAACGAAAGAACGAGGUUAUUAAUUGAGAAGAUAAAUUGACUUUGUAGGAUUUUUAGGGCAGACAGAAAGUUAUUUAGACAUUUCUUGUUUCAUCUUAGUGCAGUUUUAACAGGGGUUGUUCGAUAGGCGAUGAAGAAGUAAAAUUAAACUUUAUUAGCAUGAUGACAGAAAAAUUGUUCCUACGUUCAUAAGCAAAAUGCCGAGAAAGUUUGGGUGGCGCGCGAUCUUGAAGAAGCAAAACAUAAGAUAAAUCUGUACUGAAUUUCGUGAAUAAAGUGAGAAGUGACUUUCUCGAAAA
Molecule: messenger RNA, 2179 nt
Organism: Phlebotomus argentipes
Lineage: Eukaryota; Metazoa; Arthropoda; Insecta; Diptera; Psychodidae
Gene: Mo25
Product: protein Mo25
Exons: 4
Coding region: 580-1587 (335 amino acids)
Biological process (GO): intracellular signal transduction
Molecular function (GO): protein serine/threonine kinase activator activity
Source: RefSeq, a predicted model, not a curated record